CUUAAGAUUUUAUUAUGCGUUAUUGUGCACGUUUAAUAUUAAAUCGCAUGGGUAUUGGACCGAUUGCGUAUGCGCAGACGUUUUUGUUUCAUUUACAAGGUAUGCGUGUGGCUCGAAUUGCUAUUGAAUCCUAUGAAAACCCACUUUUCGUCAUCGAGUUCGAUUUCCAUCGAUAAAAUCCAGGUUGAAUCUAAAAAAGCUACGUUAGACGUUAAUUUCGUUGCAUGAAGGAAAUCGGCAUAACGUCAAACACCAUUUUUAUUUUUAUUUACCAGGAUAAUCCAUAUAGCUAUUAGAUAACAUAGUGGCCCUACUACGGUAAAAAUGAUGCGCAGGCGGCAUUGAUAUUUUCUAAGAGAAGAUAAUGAUUUUCCGCGUAUGCCACUUCAUUUCACCCACAUUUUCUUUCUAAGCAGCGAUUUCCACACACUUAGCUUGUUUUUCCAGAAUAUCUAAUGAGAUUUAGACAUAUUUUGACAAAAUACUGCACACGUUGUCGAUCUAGAUUGUUGCAAUUAAUUUUUCAUUUUUUUUCUCAUAGUUACUUCAUGAGUUUCCUGUAUUAUAGGCAUAGGCCUAUAAUCCCUUUAUAUCUCUAGUAGCUAUUGGAAAGAGGUUCGGUAUUUUAAGCUGACAUAAUUCAAAAAAUGUGAGAUUUAACUUUCUAUCGAAAUUUCUUAAAUACCCUUAUUUAGUUAUGCCUUUUUUUUUGAAUUAUUUAAGUACUUUACUAUCUCUUUAUUACCUAAAUCAGUUUGUUUGCACAUACCAGCUUUAUAGUACAUUUUUUGGAUUCCAUACAGAGUCCACUUUUCAGGGUCUGCAAUGCUUUGUAGAAUAGCCUCUAGUCUUUGAAGAGGGGGCCAAAACACUUCGGAUUUACGUAGUGUGAACCAAUUAUUGUGUACAAACACAGUGAACUGUUUGACAACUUAAGCCACGUAAAACAAAUAUCGCAAACAAAAUCGUUUUCGUGAAGGUCUGCAGCCUUUGUGUUUUGUUGCCAACAAUUUUUUUUUCUCCAACACAGAAAGUUAAAUAAUUGUUAAAUAAUAGUGGUAUUGAUUGUUGUGUAUUUAAAGCGACACAAUAAAUCCUAAUAUAUCUUAAAACUAUGUAGAAAAAUAUUUUCUGGAUUUUUUUUUCAUAUUUAAGAAGGAUUAAUUUUAAAUGGAUUGAAGUUCUUUCAACUUGUAAUAUAUUGAUUUAUCAUUUUUUUAGCUUUUAAGCUGAAUAGACAUGGCGACCUAAAUAUGAAUAUGAAUAAUGUUAAUAUCAUUUUCACGUCCCAAAUUCAAAGUAAUAGUGACGUCAUAAGCGUCCAACCUGGACAAGGCGCACCUAGUUUUGCGCAAUCUGGAAACUGAACAACCGUUAAACUAGUUUUAAAAACAAUCCGACUCACACGUUUACGAGAGUAUGCGAUAGUUAUCUGUAGUAUCGAGCGUAACCGCAACCACAGUUACAUAAUGCAUAGUUAAAGCGCAUCAGUUACGCGUCUUGCGUUCAAGUAUUGUCGUUUAACUGUUAACUUUUAUUUCUAGUAGGACAUAGUUAGCCGGUAAUCUUUCAAAACCCUCGAUGAGUUUUCUCGAUUCGCUACUGGCGACGAGAGAUAAGUUGAAGCCGACGGUUACGUCCGUGACGUACGCGGACGGUCGAAAGUACCUCGAAAGUAGCGCUGUCAGUAAAAAAAUAUGCGAAAACCUCCCGGGAUAUGUGGUCGAUAUGAAACCGGAUCUCGUCCCGUGUAAAGUGCUCGACGGUCUGUACCUCGGUUCGCAGGACUGUUGCGACCGUGACGUUUUAAACGAAUACGGCAUCCAUGUAGUUCUCAGCGUAGGUGUAGACGCGCCCGUCAAGUACGCAGGUUUCACAUACAAGUUCGUAGAAUGUUUAGACUUGCCCGAAACCGAUUUAGAACGGUGUUUGGCGGACUGUUUACCUUUUCUAACGAACAGCGUCGAGGAAGGGAAAAGGGUUCUGGUGCAUUGCAAUGCGGGUGUAAGCCGUUCAGCGUCGAUCGUUAUAGGGUACCUGAUGGCGAAGAGAAGUUUAGGGUUCGACGAAGCUUACAGCAUGGUCAAGGGAACGCGAGGCUGCGCAAGACCUAACGCCGGGUUCGAGCGUUUUCUGCGCAACUUGAAUACGAAAAAAUGAACGCCAUUUUUGUAUAAAGUUUUCGAUUUUAUCGGAUCGAUCGUCGGACGCGCCGAGAUGUAACGUCAGAGAUAUCUUAAUAAAAUUUUACUUUUCACAUGAAUGCA
Messenger RNA from Cylas formicarius (sweet potato weevil), 2267 nucleotides. It is a transcript of the gene Mkp, whose product is annotated as dual specificity protein phosphatase 19-like. The record is from RefSeq and is a predicted model, not a curated record. Gene Ontology annotation, molecular function: JUN kinase phosphatase activity. The transcript has a single exon. The coding region runs from base 1582 to 2160 and encodes 192 amino acids. Gene Ontology annotation, cellular component: cytoplasm. Lineage: Eukaryota; Metazoa; Arthropoda; Insecta; Coleoptera; Brentidae. Gene Ontology annotation, biological process: protein dephosphorylation; regulation of MAP kinase activity.